Messenger RNA from Exophiala dermatitidis NIH/UT8656, 1008 nucleotides. RefSeq lists its product as uncharacterized. NCBI's taxonomy places the organism in Eukaryota, Fungi, Ascomycota, Eurotiomycetes, Chaetothyriales, Herpotrichiellaceae. The transcript is spliced from 3 exons. The coding region runs from base 1 to 1008 and encodes 335 amino acids. The record is from RefSeq and is a predicted model, not a curated record.
AUGGCAAUGGCGACGAGGAUAAAGCCAGCGCUGAUGGUAGUCCUGCUGGUGGCACAGGCACAGGCACUGGCACUGGCACUGGCACUGACGGUACCGGGAGACGGCAACGGCGACGAGCAUACACCACGGACCGCGUAUGGAUAUAGCUAUGCCUAUGUCCAUCCUAUCACGACCACAUCCGGCCUUGCAUCUUUAGCACCAUUGCCAUUGCCACCUUCAACGUUUACUGCUGCUGCUGCUGCUGCUGCUGCUGCUGCUGCUGCUGGUGAUGGUGAUGGUGAUGGUGGUAGUACCAGUCAUUAUGCAGACUCAUCGCCAUCUAUCACCCUUUUCAACAACCACCACACUGAUGCCCCUACCCAUACUCCUAUCAAUAAAUAUACCCGCAGAUACAAAUACAGCUUCGACGCCACCAACGACAGCGACGACGACGACGACGACGACGACGACGGCUACUAUACAACUCACAUCCGCCGCACCACAUACUACUCCCCCCGAUCCAACCGGUCCAGCCUCUGCGAGGGGCCAACAACUACUCCUACUCCGUUGAAUCUCGGACUCGAGUCGACCCAGAUGAUGACCAUCAUCAUCGGUCCCAUCAUGACCAUCAUCAUCGUCGCCAUUCUCAUCGUUCUCAUCGUUCCCACCACCACGACCGUGACCGCGACCAUGACCAUCAUCGUGACCGAGAUCGACACCACGACUCCACCAGACAUCGCGACAGAGACGAUCGCCACGACGACCGCCACGAGGAAAGACGAAUUCCGAUCGAAUACCGAACCGUCAGAACCGGCGGCGAUGCAGAUGCCCGUCGGCGCAGAAACACAGGCGGAAGAGCCCCCCGUGUCAACAGAGAGACUGCUGUAUCGAGGUGGCUCGAUGAUGAUGACGAUGAUGAUGAUGACCGCAGAUAUAGGGAAUCUGCGUACGAUCAUGGAGGACAUCGACGCGAGGGCGAUGGACAUCAUCAUCAGAGACGGAUUAGUUGGCGGAGGGAACUGUUGUUGA